Messenger RNA from Orbilia oligospora ATCC 24927, 2031 nucleotides. RefSeq lists its product as uncharacterized. Bases 1 to 2031 code for a protein of 676 amino acids. Lineage: Eukaryota; Fungi; Ascomycota; Orbiliomycetes; Orbiliales; Orbiliaceae. The transcript is spliced from 6 exons. Gene Ontology annotation, biological process: regulation of DNA-templated transcription. Gene Ontology annotation, molecular function: zinc ion binding; DNA-binding transcription factor activity, RNA polymerase II-specific. The record is from RefSeq and is a predicted model, not a curated record.
AUGACGUCCUCACCGGACGCCUCGCCGUCUUCUGCAAUGUCAGGGACAGGCGUACCACAACUAUCAAUAAACACAUCAGAUGCAGUUACCAAUGGGAACAACUUAUCAAAUGGAAACGGUGCUGCAAGACGAACAUCUCAAGCCACAAGUGUCGAGCCAACCAGUGCGCGACCGGAUAUUGAACGUGCGGACUCUCAGGGGCCCGGUGACGUUCCCAUGAGUGCCGUCUCACAAACUGGCAACGGGCGGAAACGGUCGAAUACAGAUGGUGUUGAAUAUCCUCGACGAAGAGCUACGAUAGCUUGUGAGGUUUGUCGAUCGAGGAAGUCUCGAUGUGAUGGAUCUCGACCAAAAUGUCGACUUUGUAUCGAGUUGAAUGCAGAGUGCAUCUACCGCGAACCAGGGAUAAAGCUUGAUGCCGGAGAUAAGCUAAUCUUGGAACAUCUAAAUCGAAUCGAGAAUUUAUUGCAGAACGCUUUGCCGUCCACUCCACCUGGUAGCGGGAUGGCAAUGUCGGCGUCUCCUGCCAUUAGUCACUCGACAAACCUAAGUGGAGACGGGCGAAUGGCACAGCUAAAUAUUGGGAUGAGCAAUAACCUCACAAGUGGGAUGGGUGCUUGGUCGAAUAUCCACAACAUCUCGAGCAUGCCUAAGAACCACUCGACACCGGCCUUGAAUUUAUUACAAUGGCCAAAGAUCAACCACUUGGUUUCUCUACCUUACUCGCCAGAGACACUCCUUCAAGUUGAAUUAGAGCGGCCACCACUGCAAUUCAAUACCAGUAUGAACCUCGACCUUUCCAACACGAAUGCCUAUGUCCAGGCCUACUUUGAGCGAGUCAAUGUCUGGUAUGCCGUCGUCAAUCCUUACAACUGGACAAGUUUGUACAAAACUGCCCUUUCACAAGGAUUCAGAACGGGUCCGGAAAGUUGCGUGGUACUACUAGUUCUAGCAUUAGGACAAGCCAGUACCAGAGGAUCGAUUUCACGAGUUCCGAUCCAUGAAGAUCCACCAGGGAUGUCCUACUUCUCCGCUGCUUGGGCACUGCUCCCCUCGCUCAUGACGAGGACGACGAUGUUAUCCGCCCAAUGCAUGAUUUUAACUUCUGCAUAUCUAUUCUAUCUGGUACGACCAUUGGAAGCGUGGACAUUACUGAGCAGCAUUAGUAUGAAACUACAACUUCUGCUCACCACCAAUCCGCCUGCUUUACUACCAACCUCGAGUAGAGAACUUAGCGAGCGGGUGUUCUGGAACGCCCUGCUAUUUGAGAGCGAUCUGCUUGCCGAGCUGGAUUUACCGCAUUCCGGAAUUGUAACAUUUGAAGAAUCCAUAGGCCUCCCCUGCGGCUUUGAAAUCGAAGACGAAGACUCACCUGCCGGGGUUCGGGACGACCUCUGGUACUUCCUCGCUGAAAUCGCCUUACGACGUCUCCUCAACCGUGUCAGCCAUUUAAUCUACUCCGAAGCAAACAGAGAACGUUCGAUAUCUUCCUUAGGACCUAUUGUUGGCGAACUCGACUAUCAACUAACGCAAUGGUAUGAGAGUUUACCACUAGCGCUGCAAUUCCCACAUAGUCGGGUGCAACUUAACAACCCGAUCCAAACAGUCCUGAGGCUUCGGUAUUUCGCAUGUCGGACAAUCAUAUUCCGCCCAUAUAUACACGCUGUCCUGAAGGACGAGAAGCUUGGAAUGGAUACAGUUGUUCGAGAGAAUUGCCGGAAGUGUUUGGAGGCAUGCUUGAGACAGCUAGAGCAUAUAACUGAGCAUCAUGCGGGACAUAUGCCCUACCUGUGGCAAGGUGCACUGUCCAUGGUUUCCCAAAGCCUUUUGGUAAUGGGUGCAACAAUGUCACCUUCCCUUGCCGCCGUUUUACCUCCAGCCGAUAACAUCGACAAAAUGUUGAAGGAUGUGAUCACUGAGCUCCAGUAUUACGCACACCUUGCACCAAGUUUGAAACUGGCUCUGGAGCUUGUCCAGGAGGCUGAAGAGCGCAGACGUUAUUUCUUGCGAGAAUCUGGGAUGCGAAUCUAA